AUGACAACGAUGUUCGUCCAACUGCGCCGUGUGGUGUACCUGUUGGUACUUCUGCAGUGCUGUGUGUGUGUGGCAUAUGCGCAACAAUCUUCAACCGGUGAAGCAACAGAGACAGCACGGGGUUUAAAAGAACUUGAAGAACUGACAACUAAGAUGAAAGAGGAUAAAGCUAAUCUUAAUGGUAAACUUCUGGCAUUAAGAAACAUAAAGAGUGAAUCCCCUGAAGCUUUGAAGCGUGCUAAGAGUGCAGCAAGUAAGGCGUGGGAAGUUGAAGAACUUAUCCUGCCUAUUUUAACUCCUGAUAUGCUUAUGUUUGAAAAUGUGAAUAAGAAGGAGAGUAAAUCAAAAGAGUUGUUCAGGAAGGCAGUAGAUGCAGCAAAAGAGGCCAAAGAAGCCGCUGAAAAGGCGAUUUUGACGGCUAAAAAAUCAAAUGAUUUAGUUGAAGAAAUACGGAAGGGGAGUGAACCUUUGAUGUUUAUGGCAUAUCAAGUUGAGGAAGUUGCUGAAAAACACAUUGAAAAAUGUGAAACGGGUCACUCAGAGGAAGAUCAAAAAGAAAAGAAAUUGGCUGAAGAGUACAAGAAACAAGCGAAGGAUGUGGAGUCUUUCCUUCAACUUGUCGAUAACGACAUUCAAAGUAACACCGAGGUGGUGGAGGAAGUCCAGAAACAGGCGAAAGAUGCCUCUGAUGCAGCAGCCAGUCUUCAAAAAAUUAUUGAUAAUAUUUUCCGUGAUCAUCCACACAUAAGAGCAGAGCUGGAACGAGAAAUUAAGGAGACACCAUCACACGAAAAUAAGGAGGUGGACGGUUCACUUCCAAAUAAACAGAAUGAAGAAAAUACAAGAAACCAGAAUACCAAUUCCGCACAAGCUGAGGCGGGAAGCCAUACAACUGCCCAACAGCAGCAGAAUGAACAGGACUCUAAGGGCCAAAAUAAUAAAGAAAGCAAUGUUGAAACACAAGAAGAAAAUCGAAAUUCUCAGAGCAAUCCUCCAACUGACAGUAACUCAUCUGCUACUGGAACUUCGCAAUCACAAAAUAUGCCAACUAAUUCCUCUACUGCUAGUGAGACUCCGCAAUCACAAAAUAUGCCAACUAAUUCUCCUUCUUCAGCUUCAAUCCAUUUGAAUAUUACACAGUUAAGUGACAGCAGCAGCAGUCCUGCAUUGGUGCACAGUCCCUUAUUGCUGCUUCUUGUUCUGAUGUGUGUGCUGGGCUGCACUCUCGUUUGCUGA
Trypanosoma theileri is the source of this 1236-nucleotide messenger RNA. RefSeq lists its product as uncharacterized. Bases 1 to 1236 code for a protein of 411 amino acids. NCBI's taxonomy places the organism in Eukaryota, Euglenozoa, Kinetoplastea, Trypanosomatida, Trypanosomatidae. The record is from RefSeq and is a predicted model, not a curated record. The transcript has a single exon.